GCGCGCUCCGCCCCGAGUGGGCAUUUCCCCGAGCUUCUUUCGAUAUAGCAGCAUCUGGAAGCACAACGUACCGCCCUGCCACUCCAUGCAGGUAACCUUGGCACCGAGCCCCACCCCAAAUUUAUGGCGAGCGCUGCCUGUCUAGGACCAAAAGCCUGGCCUCCAUCAGCAGGGAUUGAGGAGUCCCCGCCUGACAAGACAACCUUCCCCUUGAUCCUUCAUUCUCUAGCCUCUGUAUUCCUGCUUUCAUACCUGUGGAGCUACACGUGUAGACCGUCUGACGGACGAUCGCCGUCUUUAUCCUGAUUUCGUGUUUGACCUUAUGGAUCAUCAAUAUAGUCUGAAUAAUGAAGACGAAAGUCAUUUCACGGCCACGCUCCAGCCAGGCGCUGAUGAUUCCAGGUAUCAGGAUGUCUCCCCCGAAGGCCACAGCGCGAAUACUCCGACAGAAAAAGAGACCGAGCGCAGUACUCGUCGUACGACCGGCUACAGUAUCCGCGCCCUAUUUCGUCGCCCCGCUACAUCUCCGGGGACCGAACAACCGGUGGUUGACCCUCAUGGACCUUUGGGGCUCCAUACUCUCUUUCAGCCCGAGAUGGGACAGUCGUGUCUGGUCGAUAUUGUGUUCGUCCACGGUCUAGGCGGCGGCUCUCGCAAGUCGUGGUCCUUAUCACCGUCAGAAGAUGGAUCAUUCUGGCCUCAGUCCUGGCUCUCACAGGAUGCAGACUUCCAGCAGACCCGAAUACACUCGUAUGGAUACGACUCUAACUGGGGCAAACGGACCAAGAGUAUUCUCAACAUCCACGAUUUUGCCCAAUCUCUGCUUGCCGCGGUGAAGAAUUAUCCACCGAUAAGACGCUCGGAGACGUCAAUUAUCCUUGUAGGGCACAGCAUGGGUGGCUGCAUUGUCAAAAAGGCAUAUGUUCUGGCACGACAGAGUCAUAUUCAUCAAGAUUUCGCAUCUCGAUUUCAUUCCAUGUUCUUUCUCGGCACUCCUCACCGCGGAUCAAACCUGGCGGCGACUCUCGGAAACAUCCUCCAAGUGACCUGGGGCUCGAAGCCAUAUGUGGAUGACCUAGCGCCAGACUCAGCGAUAUUGACAGCGAUGAACGAUGAGUUCCGUGCGUACGCGUAUGACCUGAACUUGUGGUCAUUUUUCGAGACUACACCUAUGCCCCGUCUGAACAGGCUAGUUGUUGAUAAAGUGUCCGCUACGCUGGGCUUCGGGAACGAAGAAGUGUCCUUCAUGGAUGCAGAUCACCGAAACGUCUGCAAAUUCCGGAACCAGCAAGACCCGAACUAUCGAAAGCUACGCAACAGCCUGUCCAGCGCAAUUGACAUGAUAAAGGUAGCAUUGAUACAGCCUCAACAGAGUGAUGAUCAAUACCGAGCCGUCAAUCGCAGAGGCUUGCAGAGCUAUCUGAUGCCAGUUGACAUGGACUCCCUCGAAGACGACCUCGCUACUCUGGAAGAAUUCAAAACUACGGGUUCAUGCUCUUGGUUGACGGAAACGGCUCAAUUUUGUUCAUGGGAAGACCGCAAGAGCAAAUCACCGUCCAUCUUCUGGCUGACCGGGGCUCCGGGAGCCGGCAAAUCUGUGCUCUUUUCCCACAUCUUGGAACACCUUACGACUCAGAAUAUCCAGUGCAGUUAUUACAUCUUUAAACACGGCAAAGCUGGAACGAGGACCAUCGCGUCUAUGCUCCUUACCCUAGCCUUUCAAAUGGCUGCUAAGGACGCACAGGUCAAGCGUCGAAUUCUGCAACUCGAGACAGAUGGCGUCAGUUGGGAAUCACACGACGAAAGAGCAAUUUGGCGGAAGCUCUUCUUGUCCGGAAUAUUCCAAUUGAGCUCUGUCACAGAACACUGUUGGGUGAUUGAUGGUCUCGAUGAGUGCGUCAAAUUUAUGAACAUCUUCAAGCUCGCGUCGCAAUUACCCGACGGACUUCGUAUAUUUGUCACGAGUCGGAGCUUGCCUGAGAUAGAAAGAGGCAUCAUUUCAUUGGGCCCACGAGCCUACGUCCAUGAAAUGACCGCAAGGGAUACUUCCGAAGACUUGCGGCUGUACGUCAACACCAUGCUUGACGAAGUCGCUUACCAGAAUGCAGCGAAACUCAUGGGGAGAAUUCUAUCGAAGGCAAACGGCUCGUUCUUGUGGACAAGACUAGUUGUUCAGGAUCUAGAGAUGGCUUUUACGGAAGAAGAGGUGGAUAACAUUCUCAACGACAUCCCAGAUGAUCUAUUUUCUGUUUACGACCGCAUCGUACGAAAUAUUCAGAGCGACCGACGGCGGACACGCUUCGCGAAAUCAAUUCUGACAUGGGUAUCACUUGCUACGAGGCCGUUGACAGUGAAGGAACUCCAGCACGGGAUCAAGUUAGACCUUCACGACACAACGCAACCUAUAGAAAGGACUAUCAUUGCAACUUGUGGACAGCUUGUCAUCAUCGACUCCAACUCACGCGUCCAAUUGGUUCACGAGACUGCCAGGGCGUUCCUCCUGAGCGAGGACCUGAACUCCGAGCUUGCAAUCUCCGGACAGUCUGGCCACGGUCAAUUGUCACGCCUAUGCCUUAAUUACCUAUGUGAUCACUUCAGAUACCCACGGGCGACCAUUAUGGCGAUGCCACAGAUUAAAAAGUCCGACCAGGUUCUCCAGUCCGAUUUGCUGUCAUAUGCCGCAUCCCAUUUCUCCGAGCAUGCUUUGAAGGCAAUUUCAGGAGACAUGGAAAUCCUCUCCGAGCUAAGAACAUUCUUCAGCUCUACUGUGCUUCCGUGGUUAGAGUAUCAUGCGCGGCAAGGAGACUUAAGCCCAGUCACACGAACUGCUGUGAAUUUGCGGGGCUAUCUCGGGAAAGUGAGCAAACAUGUCCCCCCGACAGAAGAAACCUUUCAGCUUGUCGAAGCCUGGAGCACAGAUCUGAUUCGAAUCUGUGCAAAAUUUCACAAUCAUCUACUCAGCUGCCCUUCGUCUAUUCAUCUCAUCGUACCAGGGCUCAGUCCAAUCAAUUCCGCGAUUAGUCGACAUUUUACCAAUGCUGUCUCAACUAUUGCUCUCAAAGGCAAACGGCAAUUGGAAUGGAAUGAUUGCUUAAUGCGCAUCGACUACGACGAAAGCUUGACAACUGCUGUUGGACAUGGCGAAAAGUACUUUGCCGUGGGGAGAUCAAACGGGAUUAUUUGUGUUUAUGACAUAUCAUCUCUGCAGAGCAGCAGGACUAUGCAACACCCCGGUCGAGUUACCUGCAUCGAGUUCGGGCCCGAGGACAUCUACUUGGGCUCUUCCGGAAAGGACCAAAUCAUAAUCUGGGACCCGAAAACGGGUGCUGAACUUCACAGGGUCCACAACGUGCAAGCCCUGGCAAUGCAGCUGACAUCGGAUUUUGAAGCUCGACUUGCCACAAAGUCCAGUCAGAUAAUCACACUCGGCGUCAAGUCCAAAAAGAUGGAUACCAUAUCGCUGACUGGGGCUAAUCCUUCUCCUUCAUUUCUCCCAAGUCAACCACCUAUGAAAGCCGCACUAUCCGUUUCAGAGCUCGGCAUGCUUGCCCUUUGCUACCGAAGCCAUCCAGUCAUGUUGCUCGACGCUCAAAAUGGCGCGUUGCUUGGCCAAUGCCAGGUUGGAUGGAAUAACGGCGUCAACUCAUUGGUUUUCAAUCCCAGAGCAGAUUUAGCCGCCCUGGUUGUGGCCUAUACGGAUGGUAAUCUUGUUGUCUACAAUCUCCACAACUUCGCCUCUACCUUCCUUUUGGAACACGUCUACGCUCAUUCACUAGCAUGCUCUUCUGACGGCCGAAGCCUAUUGUCCGGUAGCAACAAUGGAGUGAUUGAGAUCUACGAAUUUGCUGGUUUGGAAGGGAAUCAUCUGGAGCUGAUACACCGCAUCACAACAGGAGAACCUGACAUUCGAGGUAUGGCUUUCAGCAGCGACGGUCUAAGAUUCGUCAAUAUUUGUCCUAGCAGGUGUCGUGUGUGGGAGCCAGCAGCCCUUGUUCGCCGUGACUCAGAAUGGAUGAGCGCUAGCGACCUUAGCACAUUGGCACCUUUGCCGGCAAGAACUUCGACCGUUGGAAUGAUGCAGAAAGCUGGCAGUCCUUUAGUGACAGCUCUCGAGUCAAACAGCGAGGAAAAUAUCAUCGUCUGUGGCAAGGACAACGGCGACGUGGUCAUGAUCUCUUGUGAAGACGGGUCUGAGCUCGAGGUGCUCUACAACCACUCAAGAACUGUCUCUGUGGUUUCUAUUGCCAUUGAUCCACACAGUGGUACUGUGGCAUCCGCGGAUGACUCUGGACGCAUCAUUGUCACGAAAGUCGCACAAAAACGUCCGCGAUGGUCAAGGGCAGCAUCCCAUUUAGACAUACGGAUCGGGCGCGCCAUCCAUAAGAUCGUCUUAUCACCCACCGCCCAAUGGCUCGUGGUCAGCGGCGGCUCAACCGAUGAGAUCCGGGACGUCUCAGAUGGGAAGAUUCUCUCAAAAUUCGAGUGGCCUGAUAAAGGUAGCCGUGCGAUCCAGUCAAAUCCACUCGCCAGUGACCAGUUCAUGAUCAUACGAGACGGCCUCGUACACCUGUGUCGAUGGGAUGACACCGUCCAGCAUUCAAAAUUACAGAGCCUCCAACUCGGUUUUCCCGGGACGGAAAUAUCCUCAACUUGGACAGAAACAUAUCGAUGGAAUCGCAAAUGGCUUUUACAAAUGGCCAAAGUCCGAGGUGACCUGGAAGGUACGACCGUUCGAUGCUGGCCUAUUUCUUGUCUUCUGUCUGAGGAUGGACUGCCAGAGGCCGAAAUACUUCUGAAUCAUGACAACGGUUUCGGGCCUAAAUUUAGACACAUUCUUGGUCUGAGUGCAUCUCGCCUAAUUUUCCUGGAUUCGAGCCAUUGGGUUUGCAGCGUGGAUCUGGACACCUUCAAAACCUCGCCGCUUGCAAAGCGUCACUUCUUCAUUCUCCCUGAGUGGUUGAGGCCUGAUGGGAAACCUCUCUGCAGAAUCAUGGACAAUGAUGAUAUCAUUUUCGCCAAUGGUGACGGGCUUUCUAUCGUCAACAGCGGCUUGCACUUUGUCGAGUCGGUCGUGCCACAACGGGGUGGACAUUGGAGGGUAACCUCGGGAAGCAUGUACUCACGAACACCUAGCUCGACCAGCGCCAUAACCAUGCGACCAGCAGCUGGGGGACGGUUGUACUCAGCAAAUCUUAGGUCCGAUGAGGAGGUAGGAAUUUGAGACCGAUCGAAGCGUGGGUGAUGGCGGCUUUCUCGUGGACCUCACUCGUUGUGUUGUUGCUGCCAUAGUGGACCUUGAUUUUGGAUGCGAAGCGCGGGCUCUGGUAGAUGGCCCAUAAUGCCGUAUAUCAUAUCUCAACUGUCUUUGCAUAGUCUACCGACCGUCCCCAGGCGCAGAAGGUCCCGGAAGCAAUAUCCGGGCAUCGGCUCGAGCAGCGCAGACGCAUUUGCCACCUCCUGAAGUCGCGAGUCAACUCCAGCGAUAGGAUGACUGUUCACAAUUCGCGUUUAUAAUCUUGGCUGCUGGGUCUGUCUCGUGGGUAUACGGACAGGGAGGCGGGUUGCCAACGGCCACACAGCUGGUCCGCAGUUUUCCGGGAUACGUCGAGUUUCUGUCCAUAAC
Molecule: messenger RNA, 5623 nt
Organism: Diaporthe batatas
Lineage: Eukaryota; Fungi; Ascomycota; Sordariomycetes; Diaporthales; Diaporthaceae
Exons: 3
Coding region: 323-5221 (1632 amino acids)
Molecular function (GO): protein binding; hydrolase activity, acting on ester bonds
Source: RefSeq, a predicted model, not a curated record